This is a messenger RNA of Cadophora gregata, 1081 nucleotides long. RefSeq lists its product as uncharacterized. The record is from RefSeq and is a predicted model, not a curated record. Lineage: Eukaryota; Fungi; Ascomycota; Leotiomycetes; Helotiales; Ploettnerulaceae. The transcript is spliced from 4 exons. Gene Ontology annotation, molecular function: phosphatase activity. Bases 167 to 958 code for a protein of 263 amino acids.
CUACUCAACCGUCUUUGAUCUACACUCUCUAUUUGGACUGAAUUUUUUUUUUACAUUGACAGAUAGAUCGUUGUCUUUCUCUUCAUCCCAUUUCAUAAAUUCAUUGUUAUCCUAGAGAUUCCCCCUUUUGUCAAAUUUAGAAGUUCCUACAAUCAACAAACACACAAUGGGCUCCACCACCAUCCUCCCCGCCAUGGCGACCUCCCCCAAAUACAUCUUCUUCACCGAUUUCGACGGCACCAUUACGCAGCGAGACUCCAAUGACUUCCUCACAGACAACCUAGGCUACGGCCAGAAGCUCCGCAAGCAAGGCAACCAAGACGUGCUGCACGACCGUAUGACCUUCCGCGCCUCGUUCCAAGAGAUGAUGGAUUCCGUCAAGACGCCUUAUGAUCAAUGCAUCAAGACCCUUCUCGAGAAUAUCACAUUGGAUGUUGGGUUUAAAGAGUUCUUCGGGUGGGCGAGACAGAAUAACAUGCCAGUUGUGGUGCUGAGUAGUGGGAUGGAGCCGAUCAUAAGGGCGCUCUUGACGCAUCUGGUUGGCAGGGAGGCGGAUGAGAUUCAAAUUGUUAGUAAUGAUGUUGCGCCGAGGGAUGGGAAGAGCAUAAAUGAGGAGGGGGGGUGGCAGAUUGUCUUCCAUGAUGAGAGUCAUUUCGGACACGACAAAUCCCUCGAAAUCAGACCGUACGGCCAAUUGCCUGAUGGCGAACGCCCGGUAAUGUUCUAUGCCGGUGACGGAGUCUCAGAUCUCUCCGCUGCAAAGGAAACGGAUUUGCUCUUCGCGAAGAAGGGACAUGAUCUUAUCACCUAUUGCGUCCGUGAAUCCGUCCCCUUCACCGUCUUCGAAGACUGGUCUACGAUCCUAUCCGACGUCAAGAAAGUCGUCGCAGGCGAGACGACCGUCCAAGAACUCUCCGCUUCGGGACUCGCCGAGUACACGAAAGCUGCGGCGAACUAGAUCAAGAUUUUUGUAUAGAGUUUUUUAGGCUCGGUUGUUUAUAGAAUAGAUCGUUCGUGGCUUUACACCACGUGUGUUGCAUAGACAGAUUGGAUAGAACCAAUAGAUUGCAUUGCAUUGCCU